AUGACUGCUGACGACAAGCUCAGUGGACUGCUCAGAGCUCUCACCCUCGAAGAGAAAUGUACCCUUUUAUCUGGAAAGAACAUGUGGGAGACUGCAUCUAUUCCAAGACUAGGUAUCAAAAGUCUCAAAACCAGUGACGGGCCAGCUGGCGUGCGCGGCUCGCGAUGGGUCGACGGGACGCACACAACAUUCAUCCCAUGCGGUAUCUCACUUGCUGCAACAUUCGACCCAGCUCUAAUCGAAAGAGUCGGAGGCAUCCUUGGUGCCGAGGCAAAGACUAAGGGAGCACACGUGCUGCUCGCUCCCACCAUGAAUAUCAGCCGAUCACCGUUUGGAGGGCGCAACUUUGAGAACUUUGGCGAGGAUCCGUUUUUAACUGGACGCAUGGCUAUCUCGUACAUCAAAGGCGUUCAAAAUAAAGGGGUCGCCGCUUGCAUGAAGCACUUUGUCGCCAACGAUAUGGAGACACGGCGAUUCAAUAUGGACCAGACCAUCGAUCAGAGGACGCUGAGAGAGAUCUAUCUAAAGCCAUUUCAGAUGGCGCUGGAAGCCAAUCCGCUCACGGCAAUGACGGCAUAUCCCAAGAUUAACGGCACACAUGUUGAUGCUAGUCGGAAUCUUGUACAUGACAUUCUUCGAGAAGAAUGGAAUUACGGGGGACUGGUGAUGAGCGAUUGGGGUGGCCUCAACUCUACAGUCGACAGCAUCCGAGCGACUACAGACCUGGAGAUGCCAGGUCCCCCGUUGCGAUACGGUAAAGCGUUGAUGAAGGCGGUGGAGAGUGGACACAUAUCGGAGACUCAACAUGUUGAUCCUUCCGUCCAAAGACUUUUACGAUUGCUCAACCAGUUCCAUUGUCUGGACAGCAUCAGCACUACAAAUGGGCAUGGCGACCAAAACGGCAGCGAUCAACUCAACGGCAUGGAUAUUGCGGCUGGAGAAGGAGAAUCAGACACGCUCGAGUUCAGAAGGACAACAAGAGAGGCUGCUUCACAAGGCAUCGUGCUACUCAAGAACAACAACAAGUUACUUCCUUUACAGCCAUCUCGCAUUAAGAAGCUUGCCAUUAUUGGCCCUAAUGCAAAGAACCCGACGCUUGGCGGCACAGGGAGUGCUAUCGUCAAUCCUUAUUACACAACAAACCCAUACGAUAGCAUCACGUCUGCUGCGAAACAAAGAGAUCCUGACAUCGAAAUACGCUAUGAGAGAGGAAUUUUUACGCAUUUGCAGCCGCCUCUGAUCGGCCACUGUUUGACUCAACCAAACAGUGGCUCGCCAGGACUUCAGGUGGAUUUCUUCCACGGAAAUCAAUUUGAGGGCGACAUUGUGGGCACAACAUUCUGGCAGAACUCCCUCGUGUACUUCAUGAGUGAUGGAGACGUGCCUCAACCUCUGCGAGGUAAACAAUUUUGCUACAAAGCCACAGGCCUCUUACGCCCAAGUGUCACUGGCACUUACGAUUUCAGCCUAUCCAAUACAGGAAAGGCAAAACUUUUCAUCGACGGACAAGUUCUUAUUGACAACACAGAGUGGAAUGAAAUCAGUGGCAAUUUUAUGAACUGCGGCAGCGUCGAGUGCUUCGCUAGCAUGAUCUUGGAAGCUGGCAAAACAUACCAACUCAGCAUCGACAAUAUCGUUGUACCGCCUCCAACAAAGCCACAUGAUAAUACUCUCUUCCACAAGAUCUCAGGAGUUCGCGUUGGAAUGCUUUUCAAACACGAUGAACAGGCCAUGUUCAACGACGCUGUCAAUGCUGCUCAAGACGCUGACGCGGUAGUGCUCGUUGUGGGCCAUAACAACGACACAGAGCGAGAAGGGUCGGACCGUACUUCGUUGUCGCUUCCAAGACGCACUGAUGAGCUCGUUUCAGCAGUCUGUGCGGCUAACGAAAAUGCCAUUGUUGUGACGCAGUCUGCCUGUGCGAUCAGUAUGCCAUGGUUGGAUGAAGCUGGUGUAAUCCUGCAUACUUGGUAUCAAGGCCAAGAAUGUGGCAACGCCAUCGCCGACGUCGUAUUUGGCGUCGUCAAUCCCUCAGGAAAACUGCCCGUUACUUUCCCCGGGAAAAUCGAAGACCACGGGUCUCACAAGUGGUUCCCUGGAGACCCUGCCAACGACAAGGCAGAAUUUGGUGAGGGCGUUCUGGUAGGAUACCGAUGGUUCGAUUCUCAGGAUAUAGAGCCUCUCUGGUCUUUUGGAUAUGGUCUGUCUUACACGACAUUCACCGUCUUAGAUGUGACCCUGGAGGGUACCAUUGGGCACCCAGGGUCUUCUGGCGUGCUUGUGAGAGCUGUUGUCGCAAAUAUUGGAGACGUUCUUGGCUCUGAGGUCGUCCAAGUUUAUGUCUCGCCAUCUUCAGCUAUCCAAGCAUCCAGCUUACCAGCAGCACCGCGGGCCCUUGCUGGGUUUUCCAAAGUCUUGGUACCGGCCGGAGAGAGCAAGACAGUCGAUAUCCGGUUAGAUGAUGACGCAUUCAAGUGGUUUGACGUUACCGCCUCUAAUUCACAGGGAGAUACAAAGGGAGCGUGGCGUAUUGACAAGGGGGCCUAUAAGUGCUACGUUGGUACAAGUUCUCGAAACUUGCCCUGGACUUUAGAUCUUGAUAUAGACUAG
Molecule: messenger RNA, 2610 nt
Organism: Fusarium redolens
Lineage: Eukaryota; Fungi; Ascomycota; Sordariomycetes; Hypocreales; Nectriaceae
Product: beta-glucosidase B
Exons: 1
Coding region: 1-2610 (869 amino acids)
Biological process (GO): glucan catabolic process
Molecular function (GO): beta-glucosidase activity
Source: RefSeq, a predicted model, not a curated record